Siniperca chuatsi (mandarin fish) is the source of this 1036-nucleotide messenger RNA. RefSeq names its product phospholipid phosphatase 6-like. Gene Ontology annotation, molecular function: sphingosine-1-phosphate phosphatase activity. The transcript is spliced from 2 exons. The record is from RefSeq and is a predicted model, not a curated record. Bases 164 to 640 code for a protein of 158 amino acids. NCBI's taxonomy places the organism in Eukaryota, Metazoa, Chordata, Actinopteri, Centrarchiformes, Sinipercidae.
GUCCUUAAAUUCUCCUGUCUGCUGGUCGCAGAGUGGAGCCUGUUGACAGCAGCUCCCAGGAUCAAAGUUGAUAAGCUCUUCGCUGAUGCUGUCGACCCGGUGAUGGGGGAACGCCAAAUCCUGCACAGCUGAGUUAACAGCCGCCUUCAAACAGAACUAACUUAUGAUAGAGAGGCGACAGGGAGACCGCUGCUGGCCAGAGCUAACAACUAAUGCAGCUCUGUUGUUGGACCUGCUGUUGGUCAGAGUUGUGAAGACUGUGGUCAGACGUCGCAGGCCAGCCCAGAACCGCUCUGACAUCCUCUCCACCUUCUUCGUGGAGCGCUACUCCUUCCCCUCAGGCCACGCCACACGUGCGGCCAUGUGCGCCCGGUUCCUCCUAGCCCAGCUGGUGGACACUGCCUCCAUGAGGGUCCUGGUGGUAGGUUGGGCCGCCUUGGUGAGCCUGUCCCGGCUGCUGCUUGCCAGACACUAUGUGACAGAUGUGGGCUUUGGCUUGGCUAUGGGUUACUGCCAAUAUAGUCUAGUGGAAAGGUUGUGGCUGACCUGGGACUGUCUGCAGGACCUGCUGCUCAUGCGACUGAGAGAGAGACUCAACAAGGUUUAUGGUGGACUCUGGAUGGCAGAUGGGAAACUUUAGGUUUGGUGGAACUGUGUGUUGUCAGCCUAUGUAUGGGGAAAAUGUGUAGCAUGAGUGUGUGUAAUUCAAAAAUUCCCUGCUGUUAAAAGUGAAUUUUCUUAUUUAUUGGAUUAUAUAAAAGUUACUCCAGUAGGCUUAUAUUUUGUUUAUCUGUAUCGGUUUUUAUGUGUACUUGUUGUGUGUGUUCUCUCUUCUUUUUUUUUUAAAGAAUGAAAUGGAGACAUUGAAAUGGAUGGCUUGGGUGGUCACUGGCGGGUUGGUAGCAUAUUCCAUUAAGAUGCACAUGCAGCUUGUUUCCACAACGGUGUUGAUGAUGCAUGGACUUAAUCUUUCAAUGCUGAAACCAAAGCUGAAUUUAAUUAAAUCCUUUUUUAAUAAAACUACAAUUCAAGUAAA